AUGGAACUUGAUCCUCCGGUACAACUCGUCCAGGAAAAUAUAAACCCAGCCAACCAAAUGCCGCGGACUCCAGAAUCAUCCCCAUUCAAGCGCCCCGCAAUGAGCUUUUCUCCCCGACCUGAAAUCUCAGGAUUUCACGAAAUAAGUCACAGCGAUAAGAAGUCGCUCUCUCAAAGCGGAAUACUUUCACCGCCACUUUCUCCAUACAUCAACCGUCAGAUAUCCGAGGUUCCAUCCGAUCUUGGACCUUCGAUACUUAAUAGGGAUCCUGUUCUCUACGAUGCGCCUUCAAAUGAUGAGAAUCAACGGCCGUUGUUCGAUCUCUCUGAAACCGAUCGAGAAUCACCAGCAUCACUAGUCAAAACAACACCUACCAGGAUUGUAGGGGUUUCCGCGGCUAAGGCGGAUAGCAAGGUCGUUUCUAUCCCGACAUUCAAAUCAACGGCAUGGCAAGAUUGUUUUCGGGGACCUGGUGAAUAUUUUCAACGCGAGAGGCAGUUUUUAAAACAACAGAUUGAUGCCGCGAGGGCUGCAAAGGUUGUGAGGGCCGCAAAGACUGUUAAGCUAGUUGCACACAGCAUGUCUCCCAAAGCAACCAUCUCUGGGCCUAAGCGGUCGCAUCAAAGAUCCCGGAGCUCGGGCUCGGACAUUGCGGCUUUCCCGAACGACAAGGUUCGAAUCCAUAGAAAUACCGAUAACAAAGUGAUCAAGCCUAAAUUCAGCCGACAAUCGAAGCCAGUUACGACGACUAGGAAAGAUGUUCAUUUUUUGACGGUCGAGGAUGUUACACCCCUGGUCGAUCUUCUACCAGAUAAUCCGCGUUGCCUUCACGUCGAUUGGUCUGGAGCUCCUCUCGAUAUCUCAAAUGAUCCAGACCGUCAUCUUCUUCAUAAAGCAGAACAACACCUUGCUUCGACUUUGAAACUUUCUUGCGGCCAGUAUCUGACGCAGAAGCGUCUUAUAUUUCUUGAACGAGUUACACGACUAAGAGCUGGAAACCAAGUAUUUUCACGAACCCAUGCACAACAAGUAUGUCACAUUGAUGUCAACAAGGCCUCGCGUCUAUUUGCGGCUUUCGAGAAGGUUGGCUGGCUCUCACCCCAGGCUUUAAAGCAGUAUCUUUAG
This is a messenger RNA of Orbilia oligospora ATCC 24927, 1125 nucleotides long. RefSeq lists its product as uncharacterized. Gene Ontology annotation, molecular function: protein binding. Bases 1 to 1125 code for a protein of 374 amino acids. The transcript has a single exon. The record is from RefSeq and is a predicted model, not a curated record. Lineage: Eukaryota; Fungi; Ascomycota; Orbiliomycetes; Orbiliales; Orbiliaceae.